Musca vetustissima is the source of this 747-nucleotide messenger RNA. Its product is annotated as frizzled-like. Gene Ontology annotation, cellular component: plasma membrane. Gene Ontology annotation, biological process: canonical Wnt signaling pathway; non-canonical Wnt signaling pathway. The annotation marks the transcript as partial. The record is from RefSeq and is a predicted model, not a curated record. Gene Ontology annotation, molecular function: Wnt-protein binding; Wnt receptor activity. Lineage: Eukaryota; Metazoa; Arthropoda; Insecta; Diptera; Muscidae. The transcript has a single exon.
AUGGCCAACAGAUUAUGCCCACAACAGAAAUGUCAUGUUCCAGUUGGCAGGAACAUCUUCCUUCUGUAUCUCACAAUUUUCACAUUGUGUUUAAAUCCAACCUUAGCGGUACAUCGUUACGACCAGUCCUCGUCAUUGGAAUCCAGUAACCCCUAUUAUCGUACCUCAAGUUCCGGCGAGGUGGUUGGGUCCACCUCAAUGUCUGCCGAUGAUGCUUUCCCGCAUCACAAUCGUUGUGAACCCAUUACCAUAUCAAUUUGUAAAAAUAUCCCUUACAAUCGGACAAUAAUGCCUAACCUUAUUGGUCACACAAAACAAGAGGAAGCUGGUCUCGAAGUUACACAAUUUGUACCGCUCGUGAAAAUCGGUUGCAGUCCAGAUUUACAGUUAUUCCUUUGCUCUCUCUAUGUUCCGGUUUGUACGAUACUUGAUCAACCCAUCCCACCAUGUCGGUCGCUUUGUGAAUCAGCACGAAUGUGUGAAACAUUGAUGAGGAAUUAUAACUUCAAUUGGCCCGAGAAUUUGGAAUGUUCAAAAUUCCCAGAACAUGGUGGUGAAGCGCUAUGUGUAGCGGAAAAUUCUACGGCUUCGACUCCACCACCCACACGGAUUUCAAAAAAGGUUACAACGAGGAAAAAUUACGCGGGCAUGGAUAGUGCACAUCCACAUCGGGAUAUCGGGUUUGUCUGUCCCAUGCAAAUGCAAACGCCACCCGAUAUGGGCUAUUCGCUGAAAGUUGGAGGAAAG